AUGUCAGACUACAAUACCUCAGAAGUUAAAAUUUUUUUCUUGAUUGGGAUUCCAGGAUUAGAGCAUGUUCACAUAUGGAUUUCUAUCCCGGUCUGCUUCAUGUAUUUGAUUGCUAUCCUAGGCAACUGCACCAUCCUGCUUGUGAUCAAGACAGAAACCUCUCUCCAUGAGCCCAUGUACUAUUUCCUCUCUAUGCUGGCCAUCUCUGAUCUAGGACUCUCCCUCUCCACCUUACCAACUAUGCUGAGAAUCUUCUUGUUCAAUGCACCAGGAAUCACCCCUGAUGCAUGCUUUGCCCAAGAGUUCUUCAUCCAUGGCUUCACUGUCAUGGAAUCCUCAGUGCUUCUGAUCAUGUCUUUCGAUCGGUUCAUAGCCAUUCAUAACCCCCUGAGAUACAGCUCUAUCCUAACUACUGCUAGAAUUUCUAAAAUGGGGCUGGUUAUGGCCAUCAGGAGCUUCCUUUUAGUGCUUCCAUUUCCCUUAACACUAAAGAGGCUGCACUAUUGUCACAAAAAUCUCCUGUCCCACUCCUACUGUUUCCAUCAGGAUGUCAUGAAGCUGGCAUGCAGUGACAACAGAGUCAAUGUUAUCUAUGGUUUCUUUGUUGCCCUCUGUACCAUGAUGGACCUGGCGUGCAUUGCCUUAUCCUAUAUACUAAUCCUAAAAACAGUUCUUGGACUUGCCUCUUUCUCAGAGAGACUCAAAGCUUUCAACACGUGUGUCUCUCAUAUUUGCGCAGUACUCAUCUUCUAUGUGCCUAUCAUCACCCUAGCUGCUAUGCAUCGCUUUGCUAAGCACAAAUCUCCAUUCAUAAUGGUCUUCAUUGCCAAUGUCUUCCUGUUGGUGCCACCCCUGAUGAAUCCCAUUGUGUACUGUGUGAAGACAAGGCAGAUCCGGGAGAAGAUCCUUGAGAAAUUUUUCACCAAAUGUAGUAGAUAA
This is a messenger RNA of Gracilinanus agilis (Agile Gracile Mouse Opossum), 939 nucleotides long. RefSeq names its product olfactory receptor 51A7-like. The transcript has a single exon. Gene Ontology annotation, biological process: G protein-coupled receptor signaling pathway. Bases 1 to 939 code for a protein of 312 amino acids. Gene Ontology annotation, molecular function: G protein-coupled receptor activity; olfactory receptor activity. NCBI's taxonomy places the organism in Eukaryota, Metazoa, Chordata, Mammalia, Didelphimorphia, Didelphidae. Gene Ontology annotation, cellular component: membrane. The record is from RefSeq and is a predicted model, not a curated record.